AUGGCGCCCCGCAAGCCUCGCUGCAACUUCAAGGAGUGUAAGGAGGCCGCUCAACGAAUUGUUGGCGAUUGCAGCUUCUGCAACGGUCACUAUUGCUCCAAGCACCGCAUGUUGGAAGCUCACUCCUGUACCGGCCUGGAGGACUGCAAGAAGGAGUCGCAUGCCCGCAAUGCCGAUAAGCUGAACAGCGAGCGCACCCACGUCAUCAAGGGCGUAUGA
Messenger RNA from Aspergillus homomorphus CBS 101889, 219 nucleotides. Its product is annotated as AN1-type zinc finger protein. The transcript has a single exon. The coding region runs from base 1 to 219 and encodes 72 amino acids. The record is from RefSeq and is a predicted model, not a curated record. Gene Ontology annotation, molecular function: zinc ion binding. Lineage: Eukaryota; Fungi; Ascomycota; Eurotiomycetes; Eurotiales; Aspergillaceae.